Molecule: messenger RNA, 1619 nt
Organism: Enhydra lutris kenyoni (northern sea otter)
Lineage: Eukaryota; Metazoa; Chordata; Mammalia; Carnivora; Mustelidae
Gene: ART4
Product: ADP-ribosyltransferase 4 (Dombrock blood group)
Exons: 3
Coding region: 338-1219 (293 amino acids)
Molecular function (GO): NAD+ poly-ADP-ribosyltransferase activity; NAD+-protein-arginine ADP-ribosyltransferase activity
Source: RefSeq, a predicted model, not a curated record
UUUUUUUAAUAGGAAACUAACAAGUUUGCUCUUAUAAUCCCUUAUUUGGUGCAGCGAUCUGGCUAUUUCACAGAGAUUUCAGCUCUGCAAAUAAACUGGAGCCCAUAGCUUCCCUCGGAGAAACUGCUGGUUGGAGGUGGUCAACAGAAAUCUCCAAAAGACAUGAACAAGGAAAGGUCUUGCUGAGACUCACCCAAAGGAAAUCCCGGAGGAGAACGCUGAGCCCUUAUUUCACAGUGAAGCGGCAAGAGCGGGAAGGAUUUGUAACACAAACGAAUAUCGACCAUUGACCAACAGAGGCAGAAGGAUUCUCCCAACUACUACCGCAGCCCCCACGAUGAGAAUCUGGCUCCUGCCCCGGCCGCUUCAUCUCCUACUGCUGUUCUCUGGCCUGCAGACCCCCACCUGGAGUUCUGAGGUUGCAGUUAACAUUGACUUUGACUUGGCACCAGAUUCCUUUGAUGAUCAGUACCAAGGCUGUAGCCCACAGGUCAUGGAGAAGCUAAGCCAAGGGGAUUAUUUCACAAAAGAAAUAGAAGCACAUAGAGAUUACCACGGGGUCUGGAAGAAAGCCCACUUAACCUGGCUGAACAGAGCCAAAGAUCUCCCCAAGAACAUGAAUAUUACACAUGCUCUGGCCAUCUUGGUUUAUACAUCAAACAACAGUGUUCACACAAGCUUCACCAGAGCCAUGGCCAAUGCUGGGAGGUCUCCACAGCAUUAUGAACGUUCAUUCCAUUUCAAGUACUUACACUACUACCUGACCUCAGCGAUCCAGCUGCUAAGGAAAGAAAUGGUCAUGAAGAAUGACUCUCUGUGUUUUGAGGUGUAUCAUAAGAUGAAGAAUAUCAAUUUGGAAGCCUACAGUGGUGCCACCAUCCGAUUUGGCCAAUUCCUCUCCACCUCUCUCCUAAAAGAAGAGGCACAGAACUUUGGGAACCAAACUUUAUUUACCAUAUUUACCUGCCUGGGCGUACCUAUACCAGAAGACUCUCACAAGAAGGAGGUCCUGGUCCCUCCCUAUGAGUUGUUCAAAGUUGUAAAUAUGAGCCAUCAUCCAAGAGGAAAUUGGUUGCAGUUGCAAUCCACUGGGAACGUGAGCACAUACAACUGUCAGCUGCUAAAAGAUUCCAGCAAAAAGUACAACCCCGCUCCUGUGGUUAUUGCUUCUCUCUCCUUUUUGACCAGUAUUGUCACCUCUUCCAAAAGUGGAGUGUAAAGGAAACUUGGGGUUUUGCUUUCUCUGUGCCUUUCUGCUUGAUGCCAGUGAUCCCCUGAAUACCCUCGGGGAAUCACUCUGCCCAGUUAUCAACUGAUGCAACACUCGCUCAGCCCACUGCCUGGGAGCAGACCUGGAACUCAGUGUAUUUCUUCUCCAUGGACACCGAGAUUCAUCAGGAAUAGAAAAGGACCCAGUCAGAACUAGUGAGAUACAGUCAUGGGAAUUUUUUGGAAUUGGGUUUGGGAGUGGGUUGGGAGCCUUUUAACUGAGUGGAGAUUGAUGAAAGCAGAAUGAGUAUGAGCCCACAGCUGCCAGCCACGCUCUUGCCACCAAGAAGGGAGACUCUAUCUCCUUGAGAAUGGAGCAAACACAAUGAAGGAAGAACUGAAAAAUGCAA